CCUGCCCGGCCACAGAGAAGUCCUGCCCGGCCUGCGUUAUGAUUCUGGGCGUCGGCCUCUCUGCUCCGGACGGCUCCCGCAAACGCGCGUUUCCUCCCGCGGACAUGAGGAGAGGAAGCUACGACGACGCCGUGGCCUCGCUUCGACCGCACCUGCAGAACCUGGCGCAGCGUCGACGCUCCGCCCCGUCCAUCGCCUUCGGCCGCGCGCUGGGGAAGACCUGGACCUCCAUACGUGAGGAGGGCAUCGGCCAGGUGCCCGCGGACCAGUGUCCUUUCGUCCUGGGCCUGACCAAUGAGAACGCAGAGCUGACCCUGGACGAGAGAGUCCAGCUGACCGAGGGUGUGAAGACCAAGGAGCGGCAGCUGUUCCUCUUUAGCGACAUCCUGGUCAUCGCCAAGCUUAGGGAGAGUAGCUCCAGCUACAGGUUGAAGCACAGGGUGAAUCUGGAACAGCUGUGGAUCGUCACCUUCGAGGAUGAAGAGGACGAAGAGGGAGACGUGGGCAUCAACCUCAAAACCUCCCUGUUCCUGGCCUGGCCCCUGGCACACUGUGUGGUGUCUUUCCGUUCCCCUGAGGUCAAAGAGCGCUGGUUCGGUACUUUACACAGGAAGAUCAGGGAAGCCGCGGAGCGAUCUGGUCCUCUGUCUCCACCCCCCUCUGUACUCAUGACGGUGUUGAGCGGCAGCGUCGCUAGUAAAACCCCGGCUGGCGGAAUGGAUUCAGUCAUUCAGCUGCCUACAGAUGGCACUGCCCCCCCGGCUGUGAAGGAGGGGCCAUUGUGUAACACGGAAGACAAAGCCUGCCGCCCGAUUGGUAAGUUUCGAAACCGGAGGUGGAGCUUCUUCCUGAAGAAACUGCGGGAGAGCUCCUCCCUCUCUGUCCCCGCCCCCUCCGCUGACCCCGCCUCCCCCAAGACCCUCCUCUUCGGCCAGCAGCUGUCCAAAGUCUGCCCCGAGGAGGACAAGCUCCCGAAGCCAAUCACGGACAUGCUGAUGCUGCUCCUGAAGAAAGGCGCCUUUGCAGAGGGAGUGUUCCGGAAGGCAGCGAAUGCCCGCAGCGUGAAGGAGAUCCGUGAGCAGCUGAACAGCGGUGUGGACGUGGACAUGGAGUCCAAACCCGUCACCCUCCUGGCCGCACUCUUUAAGGACUUCCUCCGGCAGAUCCCGGGCAGCUUGCUGGUGGCUGAACAGUACGGAGACUGGAUGCAGGCCCUGGAGAGAGAGGACAUCCAGGAACGACACGCCCAGCUCAAACAGAUGAUUGACAGACUCCCGCCCACCAAUGGGGUGCUCCUGCGACACCUCCUGUGCGUGCUCCACCACAUCAGCCUCAAUGUCAGCACUAACAAGAUGGACGCCAGGAACCUGGCCAUCUGCAUCGCGCCCAACCUGCUGCAGCACCACAGCCUGGACACUGAGACCGUCAGCAAGGUUACGGACCUGACGCAGUUCCUAAUUGAGAACUGCCGUGAGAUUUUCGGGGAGCAGAUCCAGUCUCUGCUUGGAGACCCGGAUGAGGAAGAGCUCGUUGAUAACUUGGAUUCCAGGUCGUCCCAUCAGCACGACUCGGCGUAUGACAGCACUGACCCCGACGCAGAAGGAGAUUCGGGGGACCCCGCUGUGGGGGGACCGCUCAAGGCGUGUGGCAGCGCUGAGGAGGAGGAGGAUGAGCCCCGCCUCCCCGGUUGCCAGGACGACAGGCCGACGCCCAAGCCCUUGCCCCGCCGCCGCUCGGAGCCCGCCCUCUUCCCCUCCGCCGUUGUCGCCGGCAACCGGCUCGGCAGUCUGGCCCGUAGCCAUGAAGACUUCUCUGGCGGCCUGGGGUUCCAGGAGCAGCCGCUGAAGAAGCAGGUGUCAGAGGACUCCUUCCUGCUGUCCGGGUCCCAUCAGAGACAGGGCGGGGCUGAGCCUUUGGCCCCGCUUCCUCUCAGGACCGCCCCCGCCGCUCCCCAGAAGGACAGCUCCUGCUCCUCCUCCUGCUCCCUGGAGAGCUCCUUCUCCAACCAAUCAGAGAGCUCCGUCUUCACCAGCUCUCCGCUGCCCUCCCCCUCCUGCUCCAGGAGGUCCCUGUUCCCCCGACACCAGUCCUUCCACCUGGGCAAAGGAGGGGAGGACGCCCCCUCGCCCGCCCCCCUCCCCCCGCAGCCAGAGAAGGAGGUGAAGGAGGUGAAGGAGGUGAAGAGGCGGGCCCAGUCCAUGAGGAUUGGUGGGAAGAUGCGGGUCCGGAGCUGGAGCGCCUUCAGUCGGGGCGGGAGCCUGAAAAAGGGGGACCCCCAGAAAGAGGGGGCGCUCUUCCCCUGCGAGACCCUGCAGGAGGACUCGCUGAGCGAGACGACGCUGCCGGACCACGCCCCCGCCAGGCCCCGCCCCCGGCCGCUGUCCGCCGUGGAGGUGUUCCAGCAGGUGGACAGCCGGCUGGCCGCCAAGCCCCCGGCGUACGAGCAGGCCCUGCUGAGCGGGGUGCAGCUGGCCCCCCCGCAGUACCGCACCCUGACUGUGAGAGGCGCCAGAGAGCUGGAGCGGAAGUCCCGCCCCGUGUCCGUCAGCGAUGACCUGCUGCUCCGCACCCACCCCGCCUGUGACCUCACGGGCUGCCAUGCCCAGGACACGCCCGCUUUGGCCCCUCCCACUCUGGCUCCGGCUCCGCCCCCCUCCAUGUUCCGCCCGAGGGCCAUGUCCGCUUCCGCCCCCUGUGACCCACACCAGAAGGUGAUCCGCAGAUGCAGCCAGCCACUGUUUGAGGAAAUAUCGUACGCCAAGGAGUCCUAUGUGUGA
Anguilla rostrata (American eel) is the source of this 2777-nucleotide messenger RNA. RefSeq names its product T cell activation RhoGTPase activating protein b (gene tagapb). Gene Ontology annotation, molecular function: GTPase activator activity. The record is from RefSeq and is a predicted model, not a curated record. Gene Ontology annotation, biological process: regulation of Rho protein signal transduction; signal transduction. Bases 39 to 2777 code for a protein of 912 amino acids. Lineage: Eukaryota; Metazoa; Chordata; Actinopteri; Anguilliformes; Anguillidae. The transcript has 14 exons.